CGACUCAGCGGCUGUGAGAUUGCAUGGGCAUGUGUUAUGCAAUAGGCAAAACUCCGCCUACAGGUGCGCUGAGGUUUUCACUGUCCAACAAAACGGCUCAGUCCUCUGGCAGCGAUAGUCGCGAUCUGGACUCUAAUAAACUUUCAUGAAGGGAUUUAUACAGAGGAAUUAAUCAGGUGGAGUUAAGGUAGCAUAAAUGUUUGAUCGUAUGUGUCGGAUAUUACCUCUGCUCCUGCUGGGAGGAUUCUUCCUGACAGGUGUGCGGGAUGUUACUGGGAUCGAAAUUAGAACGGAGAAGGAAAUGGAAGCAGUCAACGGGACGGAUGUGAAACUAAGCUGCACCUUCAGUAGUACUCAUCCAGUGACUCCACGUUCUGUCAUAGUAUACUGGAACUUCCAACCCCUGAAUUCAAAACCUGGCGAGUCUCUGUUUUACUACCAGGAUGAAACGCCUCACCCUCCAACGUCUCCGCAGUUCAAAGGGCAUGUAGUGUGGUCGGGAGAUAUCAUGAGAAAAGAUGCUUCCAUCACUCUCAAGAACGUGAAUCCAACUUUUAAUGGCACCUACAGCUGCCACGUGAAAAACCCUCCAGACUUUCAAGGCAAUAUUGGAGAGAUCAACCUCAGAGUGGUCAACAAAGUGUCCCUCUCUGAGAUAAGUUUGCUGGCGAUCAUAGUUGGAGGUGCCUGUGGUGUAAUCCUGCUCAUUCUCACUAUCUUUGUGGCAGUGAAGUUCUACAAGAAAAGGAGGAGGGGAAAUGACAUUGAGCUGCACGAGCACGAUUUCAAAGACUCAACUGUGUGCAAACCCGAGGAGGCAGUGCAUCUGACAGGGUUGAAGGAGAAAAAAGAGGUUAGUUCAGACGACGAAGAGUCUGAGCCCAGCAGUGGAGAUGAUGACGACGACGAUGAUGACGACGAUGACGACGAUGAUGACGACGAUGAUGAUUAGAUAGAUGCAUUUUUCUUGAGUAGCCUUUUCAUUGUUCAUUCACACAACUUUGUUGGGCUGAUCAUGUGGAUGUGAUGCAUUCAGAAAGUUUUGUGACCGCCAAUAAAAAGCAAAAACUUUUUCUGAA
This is a messenger RNA of Oreochromis aureus, 1079 nucleotides long. It is a transcript of the gene mpzl2b, whose product is annotated as myelin protein zero-like 2b. Lineage: Eukaryota; Metazoa; Chordata; Actinopteri; Cichliformes; Cichlidae. The record is from RefSeq and is a predicted model, not a curated record. The coding region runs from base 197 to 952 and encodes 251 amino acids. Gene Ontology annotation, cellular component: membrane. Gene Ontology annotation, biological process: cell-cell adhesion. The transcript has 5 exons.